Cannabis sativa is the source of this 4395-nucleotide messenger RNA. RefSeq lists its product as uncharacterized. The transcript has 2 exons. The coding region runs from base 1474 to 4395 and encodes 973 amino acids. Lineage: Eukaryota; Viridiplantae; Streptophyta; Magnoliopsida; Rosales; Cannabaceae. The record is from RefSeq and is a predicted model, not a curated record.
GAUGAGGUUGAGAAGUUGAUUAGGUGGGCCAAGGACGCUGCUCGCCUGGAUCCUUCUCCGCCCUCCGAUGAAGAUGAAGAUGAAUACGACUAUGAAGAUUUUGAUCGUCCUCGUCGUACAUAGUUUGUAUUUUUGCUGUCAGAAUUACGCUUGUUUUCUAUGUUUUCUGGUUCUUUGGAAUAAAAGAGGUCUCGGGUGCAGAAAUUUAAUAAAAGACGAGCUGAGCCGAAGAAAACACAAUUUUUAAGGAAUUGUGUAUAUAUGGCCGCGUCUAGAUACCACUUGGCCGCGGCUAGAUCUCGACACUAUGGAAUGGUACAGUCGUCGCGGCGAUGGGGAGUCUCGCCGCGGCCAUUUAAGAGAUACAGAAAGGCCUGAUUUUUGCAAUUAUCUCGCCGUCGAGAGGAAGCUUGGCCGCAGCGAGAUCCCGUACGGACCAGGGGCAUUUUCGUCUAUCGAACUCUAAAUUUUAGUUAUAAAUAGAAAACUGCGAUUGGAAGUCAGGGGGAGCGAUCAGAAACCCUAAAAUACAGCUGAGAGCGGCAGGAAGAGCACAGAGAUUCAAAGUGAAGAUCCAGAAUUCAUCCACCAACAGUUCUUUUCUUUAUUCCUCGUUAAUUUCUUUAUGUUGAAUAUUGCUUUAGGAAUGGUUAUGGAUUUGUUUCUGAACUAAAUUUCCCAUUUAGGGAGGAUGAUGAUUGUUGUUUAAUGUUUUGCCUAGUUAAUGUUUAAUUACCAUUCCUCAAUUCUUGUUUGUGAAAUUAUCUUAAUUUGUGUUUAAUUUCAUGUUUAAGAUUGAUCACCUUGUGCAUGCUUUAUGAUCUCAAUUCGAAAUCUGAAAAGUGAGAAUUGAGAAUGCUAAGAUUAAGAUAAUCGAUGUUCUAUGUGAAACGAAAGUAUUCACAUGACUUAUGUGACGAGUAGAUUAUUACUUAAUGCUGAUUUCAUGUUAGUUUAAUUAAGGAAUUAAUUAAAUAACAUGUGAUUUAGAAUCUAGAAGAUCUGAAAGGAGCUAGGUUACUUCAUAAUCUGUCAUUCACUUCAAGAAUAGGAUAGUAAUUAAGCAUUAACGAUUUGGGUAAACAACAACAGGAUUCUCCUCCCUAUUAUCUCAUCUUGCUCAACUUUCAAUCGUGUUAUUAAGUUUUCUGAAUUACUUUCAUACUUUACUGUUUUUAAAUCAUAACUACUUUUGAUUUGCCGAAUAGAAUUAUAAGUAUAGUUUAGUGGUAUUUAAUCCAAUUCCCUGUGGGAUCGACCUCACCUGUGUGAGAUUUACUACUUGAUUGCGUAUAGUUGCGUAGUGCUUAUAAAUUAUAGCAACAAGUUUUUGGCGCCGUUGCCGGGGCAUUGUUUAAAGAUUAAUAUUACAUAAAAUUAUACUAACUUCUACUUUGGUAUAUUUUCCCUUGCUAAUUUUUCUAACCUUUUUCUUGCAAUAUUUUCUUGAUCUAUUUCAAGAAUCCUAAGUGUAUGCGCCGUCAAGGACAAGCAGUCAUAUUACCAGUUGAUCCUGAAAUCGAGAAAACUUGCAGGAGGAAUCGAAAGAACAAGAGGCAAGAAAGAGUUUCAGCAACUGCUGAAACAUCAGAAAUCAUGGCUGCCAAUGUGAACAAUAAUGCUGGAAACAAUGGGGGUAAUAACGGUAAUAAUGGAGGUGCCGUGGAAGAUCAAGCUAAUGGCCGUAGCUUGAGAGAUUACAUUCUCCCUACUCUGACGGGAGUGCAGUCAUGUAUCAGGCCACCGGCAGUGGAUGCAAACAACUUCGAGAUUAAACCUGCCAUCCUUCAAAUGGUGCAGUCCUCAGUCCAGUUUGGUGGCCUCCCUUCUGAAGAUCCUAAUCUUCAUCUCUCUAACUUCAUGGAACUUUGUGAAACUUUUAAAGUUAAUGGAGUUAGCGAUGAUGCCAUUCGACUGAGAUUGUUUCCAUUCUCGCUCAGAGAACGAGCCAAGAGUUGGUUGAACUCCUUGCCACCCAAUUCUAUUGCCACCUGGAAUGAUCUGGCAACAAAAUUCUUGUCAAAGUUCUUUCCUCCAGCCAAGUCUGCAAAGCUGAGAGGAGAAAUCAAUAAUUUCUGCCAACAAGAUAAUGAAUCUCUCCAUGAGGCUUGGGAGAGGUUUAAAGAUCUGAUCAGGAGGUGUCGUCAUCAUGGUAUAGAGAAGUGGAUGCUGGUACACAACUUCUACAACGGGCUGGUUGGUAAUACUAGAACUCUAAUAGAUGCAGCAGCGGGCGGAGCUUUUAUGAGAAAGAGUGCUAAUGAGGCGUAUGAUCUAUUGGAGGAGAUGACUCUAAACAAUCAGCAGUGGCCAACUGAAAGGAGUCAAUCUAAGAAGGUAGCUGGUGUGUUAGAAGUUGAUGCCAUCACAAAGUUAACAGCUCAGGUUGAGGCAUUGACAAAAAUAAUUGCAGGGCAAGCUAAACAAGCCCAAAUUGUUUGUGAGUUAUGUGGAGGAAGUCAUCACUUUUCGGAGUGUCAAGCAGAUGUGGAUGAUUUGCCAAUGGAUGAAGCUAAGGCCAUUGGGAAUUUUUCACAGAACAACAACAACAACAAUUAUGGGUUCAACCAGGGUAACAACCGAAGAAAUAGUGGGUUCUAUCAGCAAAGAAAUCAGAACCAACAGUUCAAUCAGCAACAAGCCUCUGGUGGAAAUUCUAGUUUGCAAACAGAUUUACUGCUCCAGUUUAUGACUGAAACUAGAUCUUCAAUUAAGGACCUGCAGACUCAGAUGGGCCAGCUAGCAACUCAGGUAGCAACCCGCCCUCAAGGAAAUUUGCCUAGCACAACUGAAGUCAAUCCCAAAGAAAACUACAAAGCAAUUACCCUGAGGAGCGGUAAGAAGUAUGAUGGACCUGAGUUACCACAACCAGUUGAGGUAGAUGAAGAAAUAAAUGCUCAACCAGUGCAAACACCAACACCAACAGCAGAGAAGGCUACUGAAAGCUCAGCACUACCACAACAGUCUCCACCUAUUAGCAUUGAUCAUCAUGUGAAAAUACCCUAUCCUCAGAGGCUCAGAAAGUCAAGCUUAGACAAGCAGUUCACCAAGUUUCUAGAAGUCUUCAAAAGACUUCACAUUAACAUUCCUUUUGCUGAAGCUCUAGAGCAGAUGCCAAGUUAUGUGAAGUUUAUGAAGGAAAUUUUGUCAAAGAAGAGGAAGAUGGAGGAUUAUGAGACAGUGGCUCUAACUGAAGAGUGCAGCGCUAUUCUACAGAAGAAACUUCCUCCAAAACUCAGAGAUCCAGGGAGCUUCACUAUUCCUUGUACUAUUGGAAAAAUUGAAGGAAUAAAUGCACUAUGUGAUUUGGGAGCCAGUAUAAACUUAAUGCCUUUGUCAGUGUUUAAAAGACUGCAGCUGGGUGAAGCAAAGCCAACCACGGUAACUCUUCAAUUGGCGGAUCGAUCACUAGCUCAUCCUAGAGGAGUCAUUGAGGAUGUGUUAGUAAAAGUUGACAAGUUCAUCUUUCCAGCUGACUUCAUUGUUCUGGAUAUGGAAGAAGACAGCAAUGUUCCUAUCAUCCUGGGGAGACCCUUCUUGGCAACAGGGAAAACACUAAUUGAUGUUCAGAAAGGAGAGUUAAAGCUGAGGGUACAAGGAGAUGAAGUUGUAUUUAAUGUGCUCAAAGCAAUGACCUACCCUACGGCUAGUGACGACUGUUUUGUAAUUGAUGUGGUGGACCAGUUGGUGGAGACAAAGACGCAUAUCGAAGACCCUCUUAAUCUGACUUUGGUACAAAGGGAGGUGGUGGAACAAGACGGUAAGGAAGCUUAUGAGUAUGCUAUGUGGCUCGACUCUUAUGGACCGCUGAAUAGAAAAUACUAUGAAGAGUUAGGAGUCAUACCAACAAAGCCUACCCCAUCUACUGAAAAGCCUCCUCAAUUAGAGUUAAAAGUCCUCCCGGAUCAUCUCAGGUAUGAAUAUUUGGGAGAAAAUAAGACACUUCCUGUUAUUGUGGCAUCCUCCCUAUCUUCUGUAGAGACAGACAAGCUAUUACGGGUUCUAAGGAAGCAUACGAAAGCCAUUGGAUGGACUUUAGCAGAUAUUAAAGGGAUCAACCCUUCAACUGUAAUGCACAGAAUCUUAAUGGAGGAAGGAGUGAAGCCUACCAUUGAUGCUCAACGAAGAUUAAAUCCACCAAUGAAGGAGGUUGUCAGAAAAGAAGUCUUAAAGUGGUUAGAUGCCGGGGUAGCGUAUCCUAUUUCAGAUAGUAAAUGGGUAAGUCCAGUCCAAGUUGUUCCGAAGAAAGGAGGGAUGACGGUGGUGAAGAAUGAAAAGAAUGAACUCAUCCCAACCAGAACUGUCACGGGAUGGAGAAUUUGCAUUGACUACGGGAAACUCAACAAGGCCACAAGAAAAGAUCACUUUCCACUCCAUUCAUUGAUCAGAUGUUAG